Messenger RNA from Aspergillus calidoustus, 465 nucleotides. Lineage: Eukaryota; Fungi; Ascomycota; Eurotiomycetes; Eurotiales; Aspergillaceae. The record is from the annotation of a GenBank genome assembly.
AUGAGCGACUGGGAUUCUGUUACUCGCAUUGGCACUAAGCACCGCUCCGGCCCCGCUCCCCGCGAGACCGUCGUUAAGGGCAAGAGCGCUCUGAACGCCGCCCAGCGCUCCGGCCUUGUUAUUGGAACUGAGAAGAAGUACGCUUCUGGCAAUGCUGCCGGACGUGCAGGCGCCGUUGAAGGCCAACACCUGACCAAGGUCGACCGCAGCGACGACAUCGUUAAGCCCAAGACCGUCGGCCUGCAAGUUGCCGACGCUAUCAAGAAGCGUCGAACCGACGAGGGAUACAAGAUGACACAGAAGGAGCUCGCCACCAAGUGCAACACCACCGUCACCGUCAUCCAAGACUUCGAGAGGGGAACAGCCACGCCAGACCAGAAGGUGCUUAGCGCUAUGGAGCGUGUGCUGAACGUCAAGCUAAGGGGCAACGACAUCGGAGCCGAGAAGUUCCCUAAGAAGAAGUAA